GUAUUUAAAAUUUUCGUAAGAUAUACAUAAAUUUGUACAGCAUUAAAGUAUUCAAAGAAACGAUACGUAACACGUAAAUUGCAUAAAUAAAACAGAAGUAUAUAGAUAUUUACAAAAAAAAAAGGUGUGAAAAAAAUUACAAUAAUAACUAACAAUGCAUCUCAAUAUUAUUAGUACCUCUCAAUUCAUUUAUCAAUAAGAAUUGUUGCUCUUUGACCGUCUAUUAAUUUGCCAAUAAUAAUUAGUGAUUCAUAAUAUUUUUCUCAAUGGGUGCUAGCAAAAAAAAGCCGACAAAUGGGCGAAAAAAAUUAGCGGUAUGCAAAAAAGUGAGAAUGACGCAGAAACUUUUCUUACGAGACCGAAGAUACGAGAUACUGGUUAGUGAAUAGUGAAUACAGAGAUGAUUUAACAUAUAUAUAAGUUAGCUAUUAUAUAGAAAGAUAGAUCUCAUCAGUAUGCCAACGACAGUGUAAAUAACAUUUUACAUGAUCCCCAUCAGCCCAGUCAUACCCACGAGUCAAUGGAAUGAGAAAUAUAUGAAAAGAGUGAGAGAGUUCGGCGAAUUAGGACCCUUCGGCGGCCAAUAUAAAGGAGGAGACACUCCAGACUCAGCAUCAGUUACUUCUUGCUCUUGGUUCUUUCAUAUCUCUUGUUAACGCGCCAACAUGAAGGUUGCCCUAGUUUUUCUUGCGGUUGUAGCAGUAUCCCUAUCUGCAUACACUAAUAAAUGGGAUAAUAUUGAUGUUGAUAAGAUUCUUGAAAAUAAGCGACUUUUGGAGGGCUACGUUAAGUGUUUAAUGGGCACGGGAAAAUGUACGUCAGAGGGAAAGGAUUUGAAGGAAAAUUUGCCUGACGCCCUUGCUACCAAUUGCGACAAGUGUACUGCUGCACAGAAAGAAAAGAGUGAAAAGAUCAUCAGGUUCCUUGUAAACCAAAGAAAAGAUUUAUGGGAUCAAUUGGCUGCCAAAUACGACCCCAAGGAUGAAUACCGUCAAAAAUACCAAAAUCAAGCUAAAGCAAAAGGAAUUGAAGUUUAAAAACUAAUAAAUAAAAUUCAUCAUUAUUCGUCAAUCUUGACGGGAUUUACAAUAUUAUUAUAAAAUUAUUAUUAUAUACAAUUAUUUAGUUGCUAUUACGUGAUUAUCAUGUACUUAUUGUUUGUUGAAGUGUAUUAAAAAAAUUACUUGUUAAAAAA
Molecule: messenger RNA, 1195 nt
Organism: Cotesia congregata
Lineage: Eukaryota; Metazoa; Arthropoda; Insecta; Hymenoptera; Braconidae
Source: the annotation of a GenBank genome assembly